This is a messenger RNA of Daucus carota subsp. sativus, 1143 nucleotides long. RefSeq names its product fasciclin-like arabinogalactan protein 7. NCBI's taxonomy places the organism in Eukaryota, Viridiplantae, Streptophyta, Magnoliopsida, Apiales, Apiaceae. Gene Ontology annotation, cellular component: plasma membrane. The coding region runs from base 205 to 996 and encodes 263 amino acids. Gene Ontology annotation, biological process: plant-type secondary cell wall biogenesis. The record is from RefSeq and is a predicted model, not a curated record. The transcript has 2 exons.
UUUCUGUUCUUAACUUACUGUCACUAGCUUCACUUAGGCACUUUCACUAGUUUUACUUCUAAGUCUUAAUGUAAUAAAAACAACAAAACCCCAUUAUUUUUCUGCUAUAUAAACACUCCUUACAUUCUAAUCUCUCUCAUUCUUGACAUCAAUCACACUUUUUCUCUCUGAGUUUCUCUGUGCAGGAAUUUGAAGAUUCUAUCAAUGGAGAAGACCAUGAUGUUCAUUGUCUGUAGCACACUAGUGCUUUUAUGUUCUACAUCAGCAUAUGCACAGAAGGGUAAAUCUCCUCCAUCACCCCCGAUAUCUUUGACCCCAACUCCUGCACCAGCACCUGCACCAGAACAUGUAAACCUUACUGAGUUACUGUCUGUUGCUGGUCCAUUCCAUACUUUCCUCGAUUAUCUUGUGUCAACUAAAGUUAUAGAAACCCUUCAAAACCAAGCUAACGAUACAGAGGAAGGACUUACUUUGUUCGUACCCAAGGACAAGGCGUUUUCGUCUCUUAAAACUCCUUCUCUAUCCAACCUAACUGCAGCCCAGCUCAAGUCACUCUGUCUUUUUCAUGCCUUGCCACAUUACUACUCACUAGCGGAUUUCAAGAACCUUAGCCAAGCCAGCCCAAUUAUGACAUUCGCUGGUGGUGCAUACACUUUGAAUUUUACUGAUAAUUCCGGAAGUAUUCUCGUUGGUUCCGGAUGGACAAACACAAAAGUCAGUAGCAGUGUGCAUUCAACUGAUCCUGUCGCAGUUUAUCAGGUUGAUAAGGUGCUUCUUCCUGAAGCAAUUUUCGGCACAGAUAUACCUCCAAUGCCUGCUCCAGCACCAGCUCCAGAAGUAGACUCAGCCGCUCCUGCAGAUGCUCCAGAUGCAGAUAGUAAACAUGCAUCAUCAGAAUCAAGUUCAACUCCGUCAUCUUCUUACAGGAUUAUAAGCUUCAGUACCCGGAGUUUCUUGGUUUUGGCUUUCUCCAGUGGAAUGGCCUUACUCUUGUAAGAAAGAAUCUGUUCAGUGCCCUAAAUUAUAUGAAGAGGAUUACAACCAUUCGAUUCUUUUUCUUUAUUUCAAGCCAUUUUUUGAAUUCUAUGAUGUAUUUUUACCAUGUAUGAGAUUCAUUAUGUUAUAAAUUUCAGUCUUUUUUAU